Myxocyprinus asiaticus (Chinese sucker) is the source of this 4150-nucleotide messenger RNA. RefSeq names its product AP-1 complex-associated regulatory protein-like. The coding region runs from base 396 to 1172 and encodes 258 amino acids. Gene Ontology annotation, biological process: regulation of Arp2/3 complex-mediated actin nucleation; negative regulation of substrate adhesion-dependent cell spreading; negative regulation of cell motility. NCBI's taxonomy places the organism in Eukaryota, Metazoa, Chordata, Actinopteri, Cypriniformes, Catostomidae. The record is from RefSeq and is a predicted model, not a curated record. The transcript has 10 exons. Gene Ontology annotation, molecular function: AP-1 adaptor complex binding.
UGUCAGGAAGAAGACACAAUAGGGCUUUUUAGGCCAGUCGUGAGAAUGCGACCCAUGGGCGAUGAAUGAUUCAGCCCCGCCAGUGAAGCGUCCGCAGGUGUCUCACCUGCGCGAACUGGCCGCAUGCAGGCGCUUACACGGUCAUGCAGAAUAAAGUGCUCGCGUCCAAAGAAGCGUGUAAAGAGGCAGCAUCCGGAUCAUCAAUGGAAGAGUAGUUGAUGUACACACCUGAUCUGUGUAUGCUAUGGGGAACUGCUGGGCGCAAUGUUUGGGGCUCUUUAGAAGGGAAGCAAACAGAAUCCAAAGAGGAGGAGGUUUGAGAACCUAGUGGAGAGUGAUGAGGGUGAGAGCUCGCAAAGCUGCCUCAGCACUGUAUUUCACUGGACCAUGUUGACAUGUUCAUUUCACUCAACAAAAAUGUAUAUUUGAAGACUCUUGAACCCAUCAGCGAGGAGGAGAUUUGCCACUUGAAGAAGCAUCGCUAUGCUGCUAUCUCAGACAAACAGGUUCUAAUUGACGAAAAGCUGAAUGCCGAGUUAGUGGCAGAAGAGGAGAAGUUAAGGCUAGAAGAGGAGGCAGUAUUUGCAGCCCAGCGCGAGGCAGCGCGGCUCGCUAAGGAGCAAAAGCUUAAGGAGAGGAAGCAGCAUCAACAGAGGACCAAACCCAGAACAGAACCAGAAGGCAAUGACCCUCGGCCCAAACCUAAACGGUCAGAUGGCGAGUUCGAGGUGUACCUGCAGAGUGUGAAAGCUCCGUCGGAAGUGUGUCGCAGUAACAGACUGAGCUCAGAGACUAACGUGGUGACCCCGAAUACGGAGAGCAGCUGGGACUUCACCAGUAAAACUGACGCCACCUCACUGGACUUGGAGUGGGAGGAUGAGGAGGGAAUGAACCAGAUGGGUCCUGCAUGGGAGCGUUCCAAAACCGAAGAGGACAUUUUACGGGCGGCGCUUCGUCCUGGCAGGAAACAGCUGGGCAGCGGCCCCACCUCCACCUCUGAGGACUCCAACGCUCUGGAGUGGGAGAACGACUUUGUCAGUGCACAUCCUGAGGACAGUGGUGAUCAUGGCGAUGAGGACUUUGAAGGAUUUGUUAAUCCAGUACUGGACAUGCCCACCGAGGAGACAGAGCUUAAGCCUAGCUCUGACCAACAAGAGAGAGAGUCCUCAUAAGACUACAGUGAUGCAUUACUCAAGUUCAGUGUAAUAUCACUACGGAGAGUUCAGGCGAAAAUGACAAUACGGAUGUAAUUCUCAGAGCACUAACAUGAUGAUUGUUAAGAAAAAAUACAAGGAACUACCCACAUCAAGAACCGUUUCAUUUGAUUUGUAUUUGGUCUUUGAGUGAAACUCUCGAAAACAUGUCCAGGUCACGUUCCAUAUCAAAAUCAAAGGAAAAAAUAUAUGUAUUUUUCAGAGACAAUUCAUAGGUCCAUUGAGAGAUUUUUCAUUGUGACAGUACCUUCGCACAGUGAAAUUCUGCAGGCGAAUAUAGUCGUCUCAAUCUGCGUGAUCUUGAAUUUCACAUGACUUCCAGUAGCGAAGAAUUUCCCAUCGCGGAUUUCGUGUGGAGUUCAAGUUUGGUGAACUUUGACAGGUGAAAUCGCCACGUUGACCAAUAGGAAGUUGCUUGGUUUGGCAGUGUGGGCGGUGCUCCGUAGAAAGCUACACUGAAUAUUCACAAUGCACAAUGAUAUUUCAGUGGCGAGUUCUUUUUAACUUCACUCUUCCAGAGAAUAAGUGCAGCAUUAAAAGAGACUUCUUGACAAUUCAUUUUUUACUGGUUUCACAUGCGCUCGACAUCUGCCCACGCCUCCUUCAGCCGCGGAAUUUCGCUGUGCAAAGGUAAAUGUGACCACGCCUUUAAGCAAAUUUCUCCCCAAAUUCUGUCAUGUGAUUGUCAUUAGAUUCUCAUAACUAUAUUUUGUUUUUACACAAAAAUACAAUACAGCAUUUUCUUUAAAUAAGAAAAAAAUACUUUAAUGGAAUUAUUUUAUUUAAAUCAGCAUACAUUAAUGGCAAUAACUUUUUUUUUUUUUUUUUUUUUGUAUUUCAGUAAAGAGAAUGGGACAGGUUAUAAAUUGUAAAAUUAAUUAAAAGGCAAAUUUAAGAUUAUAAAUAUCAUGAUGCAAAGCAUUUUUAUUUAUUUAUUUUUUUUUUUUUUAUUAAAUAUGAAAUAUGAACCAGACACAUUCUUGAGUUUCACCCCAUUAGUUUCUGGGUUUUUAAAUCUCAAAUCUAGAAACUUAAAGGGAUAGUUUGUAAUUCUCUCAUCAUUUACUCACCCUUAUGCCAUCCCAGAUGUGUAUGACUUUCUUUCUUCAGCAGAACACAAAUGAAGAUUUUUAGAAGAAAAUCUGUUCUUUUGGUCCAUACAAUGCAAGUGAAUGCAACAUUUUGAAUCUCCAAAAAUCAAAUAGGUCCACAUAAAAGUAAUCCAUAUGAUUCCAGUGGUUAAAUUAAUGUCUUCAAAAGCGAUUUGAUAGGUGUGGGUGAGAAACGGUUAAAUAUUUUAUUCAAUUUUUACUAUAAAUUCUCCUUCCUGCUUAGUCAAUCUCCACUUUCACCAAAAACACAAGAAGAAGAUUGUGAAAGUUAUUCAGAUUAUUUAUGCAUAUGAUCCCUACUGGGCAGGGAGAAGAAUUUCUAGCAAAAAUGGACAUACAUAUUGAUCUAUUUCUCACCCACACCUAUCAAAUCACUUCUGAAGAUAUGGAUUUAACCACUGGAGAAUUUUAUGCUGUCUUUAUGUGCUUUUUGGAGCAUCAACAUUUUGGCACUCCUUUUACACUUGCAUUGUAUGGAGAGCUGAGACAUUCUUCUAAAAAUCUUAAUUUGUGUUCUGCAGAUGAAAGUCAGACACAUGUGGGAUGGUAUGAGGGUGAGUAAAUGAGAUAAUAAAAUGUUUUGGUGAACUAUCCCUUUAAGAAGUCAUUAAAGGGGUCAUGACAUGAGGAAUCAAAUUUUCCUCAAUCUUUUGACAUAUAAUUGGUCAUUGUAUUAUAAAAACACACCGUCGGUUUCAGAACUCAACACUUCCCCCUCGUUGCGAAAAGAGCAUUUUUGUAAAACCAAGCUGCCAAAACGACUCGUUCUCUUCUUGCCCCACAUUGUGAUGUCACACUGUGGUAGACAUUUGCACAGCAGCACAUCAAUGUCUACUUUACCAUUAAUCACUUCUGUAGCCCUCCCAGCAACUGUGAGCAGUGAGAUGGAAAGUAGAGAGCAGGUUAGUCAAGAGCAGAGAGCCAAUCAUAACAGUGUGCGUUUACUGUCAAGUCUUAAAGGAGAUGCAGCACCAAAACCGAGUGUUUCUGACAGAGGGUCCGAAUGAAGUUCGGACAUGUUUUACAAAUAUAAAACUGUUUUUUGUGCAAAAAAAAAAACUUUACAAACAUUAUAAGUAAACCUCAAGGAGCAUAUUAAAAUAAUAAUAAAUAAGGCAUGUCAUGACCCCUUUAAUGUUUCAUGAGACAUUCAGCCUUAUUUCAGAAGAUUAUCAUGGAACUGAAUCAAGUGCAAUUUUAGAAGAGUUUCCUGGCAGCAUGUUAAGAUCACUCAGAUGAGCCGCAGAUCUUUUCCAAAACCAUGGAAACCUUUCAUUCAGCUUAUCAUCUAAAGUUUGAAACCAUCAUGGAGUCAGGCACUGGUCUGAUGACACUGAACAAUGUUUUAAGGAAAAAGACUUGUUGCUUGAAUGGAACAGUCAAAUUAGAGAAUGUUGAAGUUCCACAAGUGCUGUUAACAUAUAAAAUCACUGUUUGUCUGCCUGCAAAAUGUCUGUGGGUCAAAGGGUUAGUGAUAGUUUUUAAAAGCAGCCAGUGAGUUUUCUCUAUACGUAUUUGCAACUGCUUUUUUUGGACAACAUGGGCAGGAAAGAGGGAAAAUACUUUAAUGUAGCACAAAUCUAGAUCUGCUACCUCAGGUUUUGAUAAUCCUGAUGUUAUUGAAUGAAUCCAUUAACUGCUGUCUUACUGAGUCUAUGAAAUAUUAGUGAAUUAAUGGAGAAUAUAUCUUAUAUUAAUUGCUAUAUUGGUUUACAUUUUUGAAAUGUAAGGACAGAUCAUAUUUCAACUGCAAUACAGACAGUUUUAUAGGGAAUCUGUGGAUAAUCAUAAAAUUGUCAUAUCUGCAUAAAAAAUAAAAAUAAA